CAGAUACCGAUGGUUGCAGUCCCGAUCCGUGCGUUUCAAUAGCUACUUGUACCGACAAUGUGGCUCCCGCGACUGGUGCAGUCUGCACUUGUCCGGCAGGGUAUCACGGUGAUGGAAAAGUUGAUGGGACCGGAUGUACAGACAUCAGCGGUUGCGAUCCGAAUCCGUGUCAUAUCCUCGCUACCUGUGAAGACGUUCCUGCCCCAGGGACCGGUGCAGUUUGUAACUGCGCGUCUGGAUAUGAGGGCGAUGGAACAAUGGGUGGAACCGGGUGUACAGAAAUUGAUGGAUGCGAUCCCGACCCGUGCGAUGUCAAUGCACAGUGUACAGAUAUUCCAGCUCCUGGGACCGGUGCCGACUGCACGUGUAACAAUGGAUAUUCGGGAGAUGGAGUCACAUGUGCAGAUGCCGAUGAAUGAACAAGACAAUAUCUGA
Branchiostoma floridae (Florida lancelet) is the source of this 435-nucleotide messenger RNA. RefSeq lists its product as uncharacterized. The record is from RefSeq and is a predicted model, not a curated record. The coding region runs from base 58 to 435 and encodes 125 amino acids. The transcript has 4 exons. NCBI's taxonomy places the organism in Eukaryota, Metazoa, Chordata, Leptocardii, Amphioxiformes, Branchiostomatidae.